Messenger RNA from Durio zibethinus, 438 nucleotides. The record is from RefSeq and is a predicted model, not a curated record. Lineage: Eukaryota; Viridiplantae; Streptophyta; Magnoliopsida; Malvales; Malvaceae.
AUGGAAUUGUACGUCAUUGCUCCAGCAAUCUCAUUUGCUACGGAGUUCAUAGUUGGUGGUAAUGACGGAUGGAAUGUGGGAGUUAACUACCAAGAGUGGGCUAAAGGCAAGCAGUUCAUUGUUGGAGACACUCUAGUUUUCCAAUACAAGCCUGGAGCUCACAAUGUGUACAAAGUGAAUGGAACCGACUUCCAAAACUGCAAUGUUCCAACAAACAAUAGCUUGGGCUUAUUCAGUGGAAAUGACACAAUUAAGUUGGCAGCCGCAGGAAAUAAAUGGUACAUUUGUGGAGUAAGCGGCCAUUGCGAUGCAGGGCAGAAGCUUAACAUAACAGUGCUAGACUCUGCCACUGCUCCAACUCCCGCCCCUGCUCCAGUUCCUAGCGCUGCUCCAACUUAUUGGCCAAAGAGGGCAUUUCCCAGAUCUUUUUAUGAAUAA